Molecule: messenger RNA, 1413 nt
Organism: Malania oleifera
Lineage: Eukaryota; Viridiplantae; Streptophyta; Magnoliopsida; Santalales; Ximeniaceae
Product: stem-specific protein TSJT1-like
Exons: 4
Coding region: 425-1192 (255 amino acids)
Source: RefSeq, a predicted model, not a curated record
UCCAAACCCUACGCUCGCCCUCUCAUCACCCACCACGUGGCAACUCAGGUCAUCAUCAGCACGGGCUGCCGUCCGAUUAACCAUUGAGCUCUUUCCCCAUUUGCGCCCACGGUACACCCCACCACAUCUCACGCUUCCCAACCCAAAAGCGAAAGGUCUGUUCAUUAUCUCAAUGGCGCAGAUCAGGGCUUUUGGAUAGCAUUGCCACCUCUCUCUCUCUCUCUCUCUCUCUCUCUCUCUCUCUCUCUCUCUCUCUCUAUAGAUAUAUAUAUAUAUCCCAUUUGUGAAGCAUAAUUCUCCAUCUAGCUAUUUGUGUUAAUUUGGUUGUUGUGGGAUUUAUUGGAUUUCUCUGAGAUUGAAACUUGUGGUGUUUUGUUGAGAGAAGGGACCAUAGAAAGAAGAAGAAGAAGAAGAAGAGGAAAAAAUGUUGGCGAUAUUCAAGAAAGGAUUGGCAGAUGCGCCUCAGGAGCUGAACAGCUCUGCUUCAUUUAAGGCCUCUUUGAAGCCUAAGCUUCCCCAAGAAACUCUCAAUGAUUUUCUCUCUUCCCAUUCCAACAAUGCUUUCUCUGUUUGCUUUGGAGAUGAGGCCUCACUGGCCUUUGUGCCCCCCCAAAGAUCCAUUUCCAUUCAUAAAAGGUUGUUCUGUGGAAUGGGUGACAUAUAUUGCAUCUUUGAGGGGGAGCUGAACAACCUGUGCGCCCUCCUCAGGCAGUAUGGCCUCUCAAAGAACGCCAAUGAGGCCAUGUUCGUCGUCGAAGCGUACCGGACCCUGCGGGAUCGGGGUCCCUGCCCUGCCCACCAGGUCCUCAAGGAUCUAGAAGGCAGCUUUGGGUUUGUUGUGUAUGAUGCAAAAGAUGGAACUGUUUUUGCAGCACUGGGUGCUGAUGAAAGGGUGAAGCUCUUCUGGGGUUUGGCAGCAGAUGGGUCUCUGGUGAUUUCUGAUAAUCUGCAACUCAUUAAAGCAAGUUGUGCAAAAUCAUAUGCACCCUUCCCCGCAGGGUGCAUGUUUCACAGUGAAGGAGGGUUAGUGAGCUUUGAGCAUCCAAUGAACAAGAUGAAGCCAAUGCCCAGGAUAGACAGUGAGGGAGUCAUGUGUGGGGCCAACUUCAAAGUAGAUUCCUAUUCGAAGACAAGUGGCAUGCCACGUGUCGGAAGCGAAGCCAAUUGGGCUGUUUGGGGCCCUCAUGCCUAAACGGAGAUUUAACAUCCAAACUGAAAAUAAUCCUUGUUGACCCUGAUUAAUAUGUUCUAGUUCCUGCUCUCUGUUUAACUUUACCUUCUGUUUUGUUUGUACCUGUAAAUUUAAUUGUCAUCCUCCAGUGUCCAAAUGGAAGUUGAAAAGCAAUGGGCUAUUGUUAUAUGUGUUUCCGUUUGAUUCUUGCCUUCUGAAUUCAUGAUGAACGUUCUUUCAUU